GCCGUGGCUGGCCUUGGCCGUGGAAGUGCAGGGGGGGUGUGGGGUGGUAUGUUAGGAACGAGGUCCUGAACUCAUAUCAUCAUGGUUGCCCCUGUGAAUGCUGUUUUGCUGGAUAUAGAAGGAACAACAACAUCUAUAAGUUUUGUCAAGGACAUACUAUUCCCAUAUGCAAGAGAACAUCUUGAUGCAUUUCUUCACGAAAACUGGGAGACUGAUGAGUGCAAGAGUAUUGUUGGUAUGCUGAGGGAUCAGGUUGCCGCGGACCGGCGGUCGGGACAGCCGGCGCCGCCGCUGCCGCCGGCCGACGCCGAGCCGGCGGUGCUGCGCGCGGCCGUGGGGCGCUACCUGCUGCUGCUGAUGGACGCAGACCGCAAGGUCACGGCCCUGAAGCGGCUGCAGGGCCUGGUGUGGCGCGACGGCUACCGCUCCGGCCGCAUCGCCGCCCACGUGUACGAGGACGUGCCGCACGCCCUGGAGCAGUGGCGGCGGCAGGGUCUCACCAUCUGGAUCUACUCGUCGGGCAGCAUCGCCGCCCAGAAGCUGCUGUUUGAACACACCCCGCAUGGCUCUCUGCUGCAGCAAUUCAGUGGCCAUUUUGACACCACCACGGGACCGAAGACAGAGCAAGAGAGCUACUCUAAAAUCGCGAAGGCCAUCGGCUGCUCUCCGGACCAGAUCAUGUUCGUCACAGACAUUCCGAAAGAGGCCGAGGCGGCCAGCGGUGCCGGCUUGCUGACCACCCUGGCGGUCAGGCCUGGAAACGCCGCUCUCACGGCCGACGACCGGCAGCGGUAUGCGACCGUCACUGACCUCCGACAGGUCGGCGUCGUGUGACCUCUGUCAGUGGUCUCCGACAGGUCAGCUUCGUGUGAAAAUUCUGUCAGUGACCUUCGACCUGUCAGCGUCGUAUGACCUCUGUCAGUGACCUCUGACAGGCUAGCGUCGUGUGACCUGUGUCAAAACCUCCGACAUGCCAGGUUGUUAGCUUGAUAUGGCUGUGGUCCACAAUCGACUUCCACACAAACGGGAUAAGAAAGUUAGCUUUGGGAUCCAAGUUUACCGUGAACAAGCUAUGGCUUUGGGGACACCAGUUAUGGGAAUGUAUAAACAAAUAUGUUGGCGUGAAAGGGAAUGUUUCACAAUUAAAUGCAUUGAAGCAAGCAUCAGAUGUGACGAGACAGGCUUUUUGUGGCUUUUGGCGUACUUUUAACUAGAAAAGACUGUUCAAGACAACACAAUUUCUACGUUAAGUAAAUACGCUCCUCAAUAAGUCAUUUUUUAUUACGUCAUCGUACCUUGCACAAAAUCGAUUGAGAGCCAAUUGACGGCUGUUAAAUCUGGAAAUAAUGCUCGGGAACGCCAGACAUGAAAGACCCGGUCAUUUUUUUUUUUUUUUGCCUUGGUCGCCGCAUGGCUUAUGGAAUGGCAGGACUUCAAGGCCGUUAUUAUGAUGUUAUGAAUGUCAAUGUGACCUUGACAUACUCUUUCCAAGAAAAGUCUCCCCACCUCCGCAGGCGUGUAGCUCAGGAGCUAGCGGGUUUGGAAGAACAGGGCGUCGAAGGUCAGGGCGUUUUGGAGUCUUAAGAAGGACAGGGUGGUGAACUGCACCUAGUGAAAUUCGGGAUAGUUAUUUUAGUUCAAAACCACACAGAAAUGGGGAGCACAUCGUGUAAGGCCUCACAUGCGUGCUUUUAUAGCAAGGUUUCAUCCCGGAGUUUCUCAUGAAAACAAAGCCAAGUGAUUGGCAUAUCACAUGAACGUCAACCGGCUACAAGCACAACACUAGUAAGCGGACUUUUGAGGGUGGGCUGCUAAUCCUGAUUCAGCAUUUUCCCACAUGCAUGACCCAUAAUCCGCAUAAUUUCAUAAUCUCCUUAAAGGUAGUAAAGGGAGUGUUUCACAUUUGUGUGGGGUUUCAAACGGAAAUAGGCAUUUUAAAGAUCAUUCGUUGCAGUUCACAGCCUUGCUCUUUGUAAUAUAUAGAACCAUCCAGUUUCUUGAGCUGCACGCCUGCGAAGAUGUGUAGACUAUUUCAAGGUCAUGUAAGCAUUCAUGAUGUCAUAGUAAUGACAUCCAGACCCCGCCACGCCUCAAGCCAGACGGCGUUCAAGGCCAGAAGAAAUAGCAUCGUCCAGCCGUUCAGAUCUAGUGUCCGCAAGCACAAUUCCCAAAUAUAACGCACAUCAGUUGGCUCGCGUUUAAGGUUGAGCAAGCUAUGCAAUCUGUAACCACCAAUGACAUUUUGUGCUAUAUUAUACAAGAGAUUGGACAUUAUUGGUAGUCAUUACGGAAAUAGCGACAUGCAACCGAAUAAUUUCAAACUAACACCAUGACAGAUAAUGAAUGCAAGGGAACGUCUUAAACGCUUGGAUGAAUACGCAAGAACGUCACGAGAAAUGGCCGAAAUCGGAGCACAUAACGAUAUUGCUCGCCGAACACUUCUAUCACCGCACUGCCAUCUCUCGGUGAUUUUCAAGUUCUACAAGUUGGUGCAAGGAUGGCAAUUUGUCACGGCUAGCUUGGCAGCACUUCGACGUCAUUCAAACGCUCCAUGAUGCAAUAAAACGAUGAUGCAUAGAGCAGCAUAGCUGCUAAAUAAAGAAAUUGUGUUGUCCGGAGCAGCUCACUUUAAAAUAUACCAGUAGUUAAAAGUGAGCUUACUUCAUCAAACCUGAUACUUGCGUCUAUAUCGUCAAGGGCGGGACAUUCCCUUUAACCUAGACAUUUUUGAAUCUUCGCGAAGCUGGACUCAGGCUUUUGGAAUAUAUCACGGUAUUAAUGCUCGCUAACGAUACCAAUGCCAUAAGGGCACUUAUGCUCAGGAAUAUUGAGUAGAUGCAUUUUGCGCUUCACCACACACUGGUGAAGAAUUAACAUAAAUAGAUAGCAAGUGCGUUGAGUGAAAUCAGGCUGCGGUGUUUGUAUAGGAAUUUUGUUUAAGGGUGCAACUUUGAUAGCAAGACAUCAAGUCAUCCAUGCCAUGCAUUCCAGGGCUAUAUCAUCUAGUCAAAUUUUGUAAUGCGUAAGCUUCCCGAGGCUUCAGAACUAUGCUCGGAUGACGCUGCUGUCACCAGAGGCUCGCUACCACUAGCUGGAUCAGCCAGGUCACUGUCACUGAUGGCGCUGACCCGAGCUCUCAGCAGCCGCUGGCGAGCCCCGCGCGAGACCCUGAACUGACGCCGGUUGCGUCCCAGUGGGUCAGGUGUCGACCGGGCAAGUCCACCUUCGUCGCCACAAAACGCGAGGGAAUGCUGGGGCGGAGCGAGGGGCUGGGCGGGUCGUCCUUCCAACUAAGACACCGGGCGGAUGCCACGUGAUAGUGAUCGUGGGUGUAAUCGAAUGCAGCGUGACUGUGAACCCUCGCGUGGCUCGUGUUGGUGUAUUCGGCGAUCAGUGGGGUACGUUCUGCCAUCCUGACAGGUGGCAUUCGGACCCUUCGACUGGCGUGCGCGUCGACAGGCUGGAGCCUGGUGACCGUGGCGUGAUAGAUGUAUGGGGGUAUAUCGGGGUGCAUCCCGCUCGUUACGCUAGCCGCGGGAGGGAGGCGUACAGCUGCCGUCCACAACAGUGGUGUGCGGCUGCCACGCGCCGCCAUGCAUGCAGGGCUGUGUGGUCCAUUGUACCAGUGAUCUUGUGUGGCUUCCACAAAUACAGCUGAGG
This is a messenger RNA of Pollicipes pollicipes, 3660 nucleotides long. RefSeq names its product enolase-phosphatase E1 (gene Enoph). Lineage: Eukaryota; Metazoa; Arthropoda; Thecostraca; Pollicipedomorpha; Pollicipedidae. Gene Ontology annotation, molecular function: magnesium ion binding; acireductone synthase activity. Bases 82 to 834 code for a protein of 250 amino acids. The transcript has 7 exons. The record is from RefSeq and is a predicted model, not a curated record.